AUGGCCCCUGAUUGUCCCCCAGCCGACCCCGACCUCGGUCCCUUCCUGGAGUCGAAUGCCAGAGGACUUGGAUCUCAGCUAAAGGACAGUAUUCCAGUUACUGAGCUGUCAGCAAGUGGACCUUUUGAAAGUCAUGAUCUUCUUCGAAAAGGUUUCUCGUGUGUGAAAAAUGAACUUCUGCCCAGUCAUCCUCUUGAAUUAUCAGAGAAAAAUUACCAGCUCAACCAAGAUAAGAUGAACUUCUCCACACUGAGAAACAUCCAGGGUCUUUUUGCACCACUAAAACUGCAGAUGGAAUUCAAGGCAGUGCAGCAGGUUCAGCGUCUUCCAUUUCUUCCAAGCUCAAACCUUUCACUGGAUAUUUUGAGGGGUAACGAUGAGACUAUUGGAUUUGAAGAUAUUCUUAAUGACCCAUCACAAAGUGAACUAAUGGGAGAACCACAUUUGAUGGUUGAACAUAAACUUGGCUUGCUGUAA
Messenger RNA from Rangifer tarandus platyrhynchus (Svalbard reindeer), 477 nucleotides. The record is from the annotation of a GenBank genome assembly. Lineage: Eukaryota; Metazoa; Chordata; Mammalia; Artiodactyla; Cervidae.